ACCCUCCCGUGGGUUUCCCCCCGCCCCCCCUCUCCCAUCCCGCCGCCGAAGGAUGCCGGAUCAAAUAUCGGUGUCCGAGUUUCUCUCGGAGACGACAGAGGAUUAUAAUUCCCCGACCACGUCCAGUUUCACCACCCGGCUGCAGAGCUGCAGGAACACGGUGAACGUGCUGGAGGAGGCUUUGGACCAGGAUCGAACCUCCCUGCAGAAAGUGAAGAAAUCAGUCAAGGCCAUUUACAAUUCAGGACAAGACCACGUUCAGAAUGAGGAGAACUACGCCCAGGCAUUGGACAAAUUUGGGAGCAACUUUAUUAGCCGGGACAAUCCUGCUGGAACAGCCUUUGUCAAGUUCUCCUCCCUCACUAAGGAGCUGUCUACUCUCCUGAAGAACUUGCUCCAGAGCCUCAGCCACAAUGUGAUCUUCACCUUGGACUCGCUCCUGAAGGGCGAUUUAAAAGGCGUGAAAGGGGACAUAAAGAAGCCCUUUGACAAAGCCUGGAAAGACUAUGAAGCCAAGUUUACAAAGAUAGAGAAGGAGAAGCGGGAGCACGCCAAGCAGCACGGGAUGAUUCGCACUGAGAUCACCGGGGCUGAGAUCGCUGAGGAGAUGGAGAAGGAACGCCGCCUCUUCCAGCUCCAGAUGUGUGAGUACCUGAUCAAAGUAAAUGAGAUUAAGACCAAGAAAGGAGUGGACCUCCUGCAGAACCUGAUUAAGUAUUACCACGCACAGUGCAAUUUUUUCCAAGAUGGCUUGAAGACAGCAGAUAAGCUGAAGCAGUACAUAGAGAAACUGGCAGCUGAUCUCUACAAUAUCAAACAAACUCAGGAUGAGGAGAAGAAACAGCUCACUGCCCUGCGAGAUCUGAUCAAGUCCUCCCUCCAGCUGGACCAGAAGGAGUCUAGAAGAGACUCGCAGAGUAAGCAAGGUGGCUACAGCAUGCACCAGCUGCAGGGAAACAAGGAGUUUGGGAGCGAAAAGAAAGGAUACUUGCUGAAGAAGAGUGAUGGGCUGAGGAAGGUGUGGCAGAGGAGACAGUGCUCGGUGAAGGGCGGCAUCCUCACCAUCUCUCAUGCCACGUCUAAUAGGCAGCCGGUCAAACUCAACCUGCUGACUUGCCAGGUCAAACCCAGCGCUGAGGACAGAAAGUGCUUCGAUCUCAUUUCUCAUAACCGGACAUAUCAUUUCCAAGCUGAGGAUGAACAAGAGUUUGUCAUCUGGAUCUCCGUGCUAACCAACAGCAAGGAGGAGGCACUGAACAUGGCGUUUCGAGGGGAGCAGAGCAGCGGAGGAGAGGGCGGUUUGGAGGACCUGACUAAAGCCAUCAUCGAAGACGUGCUGCGAAUGCCAGGCAACGAAGUGUGCUGCGACUGCGGAGCUGCAGACCCCAAGUGGCUGUCCACCAACCUGGGUAUCCUGACCUAUGAAUGCUCUGGCAUUCACCGGGAGAUGGUCCACAUCUCACGUAUUCAGUCCAUGGAGCUGGACAAGCUAGGAACCUCAGAACUCUUGCUUGCCAAGAAUGUAGGGAACAGUAGUUUCAAUGAGAUCAUGGAGGGAAACCUCCCUUCCCCCUCGCCAAAGCCCACUCCCUCCAGUGACAUGACUGUAAGGAAGGAGUUCAUCAACGCCAAAUAUGUGGACCACAAGUAUGCAAGAAAGACGUGCACGUCAGCGCAGGCUAAAAUGAUCGAGCUCUGCGAGGCUGUCCAGUCCAGGGACCUGCUGGCUCUCAUUCAGGUCUACGCAGAGGGGGUGGAGCUGGAGCCCCUCCCAGAAGCCGGACCGGAAGUUGGGGAGACGGCGCUGCACUACUCAGUACGGACUGCUGACCAGACCUCGCUGCACCUGGUGGACUUCCUUGUGCAGAACAGCGGUAACCUGGAUAAGCAGACGGAGUGGGGGAACACCGCACUGCAUUACUGCUGCAUGUACGAGAAGCCCGAGUGCCUGAAGUUACUCCUGAGGGGAAAGCCAGCGACUGACAUCACCAAUCAGAAUGGAGAGACGGCGCUGGAUGUUGCCAGGCGACUGAGGAACAGUCAGUGUGAGGAGGCACUUGUGCAGGCUGCAGAGGGGAAAUUCAACCCUCACAUUCAUGUGGAGUACGAAUGGAGCCUGAGAUUGGAAGAGAUGGAUGAAAGCGAUGAUGACCUGGAUGACAAGCCUAGUCCCAUCAAGAAGGACCGCUCGCCGAGGCCUCAGAGCUUCUGCCACUCCUCCAGCCUCUCCCCGCACGACAAGCUCUCCCUGCCGGGCUUCAUCAGCCAGAGGGACAAACAGCAGCGUUUGUCCUACAGCGCCUUCACCAAUCAGAUGUACAGCGCCUCCACCGACCUCACCUCGUCCCCCGUGGCCGACGGGCCACCGCUACCGCCCCGGAACCAGGGCAAAGCUCCACACUUGGCAUUCCUUGGCUCUCAUUCGCACUACGCCACACUGGCUGGCACUCGACCAUACAUCACUCUGCCCCCAUCUGGCCCUUCCUCUACACUCAUACCAGGAGGCAGCUCCACCCUGUCCAAGAAGAGACCUCCGCCCCCCCCUCCUGGACACAAACGCACCCUGUCUGACCCACCCAGCCCGCUCUCUCACAGUCCACACAGUAAAGGGGGCAUAACUGGGGGAAGUGACUCCACCCCUCCACCCGUCACCAAGAUGUCACCUGUGUCUAAUAAGUUUGAAGGCAUUCCACAGCAGCAAAGCACUACUUCAAGUAACACAAAGUCUACACUUGGCCCAAGGGUUCUUCCCAAACUACCUCAGAAAGUGGCAUUGCGGAAAAUUGACACCAUACACCACCCAUCUAUGGAUAAGCCUAGCCUUCCUCCAGAGGUCUUCCAGAAGUCCCCACCAGGAUCUGAAACUCCACAAAAGGCGCCCCUGCUAGACAGGCCUCAGCUGGGAGAACUGCCUCCAAAGCCACAGCCCUCUGAACUACCCCCUAAACCUGGAGAACUUCCUCCAAAGCCACAACUCUCCGACCUUCCUCCUAAACCCCAUUUGGGAGACUUACCACCCAAACCCCAGCUCAAAGAUCUCCCUCCCAAGCCUCAUCUUGCAGACAUCCCCCCAAAACCUGGAACAAUUGAGUCUGCUCCAAGGCCGCCUCCUGGAGAGUCCACACCAAAACCUCAACCUCAGCCUCCACCUCAGCCUCAGCUUCAAGACUCACCGCCAGCCAAUCAGCAAGCAAAUAUAAUGACCCCUUCUCAACAGCCCAUUGAGGAUGCCAAUGGAACCUUGGCAGGAACUGCAGAGAUGCCUGUGCCUCUUCCGAGGAAGAUCAACACGGGGAAGAGCAAAGCCCGCCGAGUGAAGACAAUCUAUGACUGCCAGGCUGACAAUGAUGACGAGCUGACAUUCGUUGAAGGAGAGGUGAUCAUAGUUACAGGAGAAGAGGACCAGGAGUGGUGGAUCGGACACAUUGAAGGAGAUCCGGAAAGAAAGGGUGUGUUUCCCAUGUCUUUUGUGCACAUCCUGAGUGACUGACAACCAGAAAGACUUGCACUACGCCUCUCCCUAAAUUGAGGAGCCUGUAAAUAGCCAUUAUAAUACCACUUGUAACAAGACAAGUGCUCUAAGGACAAAAAAAACAAAAAGAAACCCAAGAAGGCUCAUCAAGCCGUGGAUGUUUCAUCCAUGCUGUACAAAGAAUGUGUGUAUCCUUCCUCUACCAGUAUUAUCUUAACGUUAUAGCGCGGCUGUGUCCUAGCCAAUCAAAUCUCUAGCACUUACCUAGAAUCUAUGUUUAUGCUGUUACUGUGUAUAUAUGUAUGUAAAUAUAUAUAUUUGUGUGUGAGUGUAUAUACAUGUUUUAUUGUACAAAACAUGUACCAUUCCUCUACCUGUCAGAUUAAACAUCCAGCCAGUAGUCUGAAUUUUAUCUGUAUUAAUUUUACCGGCCCUCCUUUAUCAGCUUCUGCAAAAUGACAUGAACGGAAUGUGAAAUAGGUCACGUCACUACUUGUCUUGCAUCCCCGUUUUGCCACCAAGAGUCUCCCACUGAUCUUCCCUCCAAAACAUGGAGACUCUAAAGUGUCUGCUUGCUGUGCGUGUCCACCUGCUGGUGGUAAUACAGUUUAGAAACCUGCUGCUACCGUGUGGUGGAAUAUUAAAACCUGUGGUCCACUGAUUUUUUUUUUUUCCUCCUUGUUACACUGUCCACCUUAUAUGAACUCUACACCCUUGCAUGGUGUAACAAUGACUGGAAUUUAGUGCUGCGUUCAAGACGGUCACCUCAGGGUUUGAAGAGCCACUAUUAAAGCAGGACGACAGAAGGCAUCCUGCUGUUGAAGCCACUAUUAACCACAACUCAUGAGGACAUCUUAGCAAUAAUGACUUACUGAAAGGCUAGGAAACUCAAGUGUGCAACCCUCCUGUAUUCACGACCGUCUUGUCAGUGUUUGUACUCAUGAGCUUGACAUUUUAGUUUGGGGUUUAGUAUCAUGCAGUUAUGUAAAAUUCCAGGUUUGCCUUGGAACCAGACAUGUUUUGGCUGAAGGGUGGCCUUUACCGAAGCCCAACAGCUUCAUCUGGUCCUCACUGGCUUGCAUUUCUUCAUGUUAAAGCAGUCAACCCAUUGUAUCAUUAAAAGUGCUGUACUUGAAACCUUGA
Messenger RNA from Thalassophryne amazonica, 4615 nucleotides. It is a transcript of the gene asap1b, whose product is annotated as ArfGAP with SH3 domain, ankyrin repeat and PH domain 1b. The record is from RefSeq and is a predicted model, not a curated record. NCBI's taxonomy places the organism in Eukaryota, Metazoa, Chordata, Actinopteri, Batrachoidiformes, Batrachoididae. Gene Ontology annotation, cellular component: cytoplasm. Gene Ontology annotation, biological process: positive regulation of GTPase activity. Gene Ontology annotation, molecular function: protein binding; GTPase activator activity.